This is a messenger RNA of Diachasma alloeum, 1718 nucleotides long. RefSeq lists its product as uncharacterized. The record is from RefSeq and is a predicted model, not a curated record. Bases 277 to 1575 code for a protein of 432 amino acids. The transcript has 3 exons. Lineage: Eukaryota; Metazoa; Arthropoda; Insecta; Hymenoptera; Braconidae.
GCUGAGCAGUUCUACACGGAGAAAACACAACACGUUGUUUCAUUGUUCUUCAAGUCUCUCAAUAAACUAUCGGGUAAAGCGAUUUUUAUAUCUUCUGGACACAAUUCAGUUUGAAACAUUUACGAAAAUUAGAUUUGGCAAAUAAUUACCCCUACGAGGCCUCAAACUUUAUGAAAAACACCAUGUGAAAUCUUCUCCAAUUGUUAUGGAAUCCUUCUUCAAAUCCUUCUCUAGUGAAGUCGGAAAUUAACACAUAGGGAGAAAACCCAUCCUGAGAUGCUUAUAUGUCUACAUACUCUCCAAAUUCCACCAGACAAACGUCGUUAUGUACGAGGUAAUCCGAGAAGUAAAAAAAUUAGACCUGCCCUCCGAUACAAUAAAAAGAAGAUUUUUGCCAAUCGGAGAAGAAUGAAAAGAUUGGAGCAAAUACGCAUCUUACAGAAUACACUUUUGAAUUGUGCAAGAGAACAAUGUAAUGCGAAAACUGUUGAACGAGACCUAGAUGGCAGGAUGAAUUCUCCUGAAAAAUUUGAGAAUCGAAGUAUUUUUUUUAAGAUUCCUCCUGGAGGAAUCAAACAAGAGCCAGAAGAUUAUGAUGACACUGGAAACUUUCUGACGGUUUACCAACCAGAAGUCAAACUAGAACCCGAAGACUCUGAGGAGACAUCUGAGGGAAACAGCGUUCAUCGCUCGAGGAUUGAGCCUCAUGGAAUUGGAUUAGAACAAAAAUCACACGAAAGACAAGAUUCCCAUGAAAUAUAUAAAAAGGGCGACAAUUGUUUGAUGGUGCAGCAACAGGGAAUCAAACAAGAACAAGAUCUAGAUGAAAGAACAGAUUCUCCUGAAAAAUUCACAGAAAAAAGUGGAAAUUUUCUGACGGUUUACCAGCAAGAAAUCAAACAAGAACGAGAAGGUCCUGAUGAGAUAUGUACAGAGAGAAACGGAAAUUUUUUGACGAUUUACCAGCAAGCAUUCAAACAAGAACCAGACGAUUCUGAUGAGAUUUGUGCAAACAAAUACGGAAAUUUUGGGUCUGAAUAUCAGCGAGAAGUCACAGAAAAUGAAGAAUAUUCUGACAAAAUAUCUCAAGAAAGAAGUGAAUAUUGUUCGAGGGUUCAGCAAUUGGAAUUUAUACAGGAACGAGACCGUGGAAAAUGCAAAGCGUUAUUCAGAAAACCUGCAGAACGGCGAUAUCUUCCACCAACUACACCCGGUGGGCGGAGACGAUUAGUACGUUCUGUUAGACGACACAGUCGUAAAAAAAUUUUUCGCAAUAAGAGGCGAAUGAAGGCAUUGGAACAGGCUCGUAUUGCAGACGUUGGACUUUUGAACGACGUAUCUGCGACGGAAGAUAGUACUGCAGAAACGUUCGAAAAUGUUUCAACGGUUCAGAUGCAAGGAAUUGAAAAAACACUGAGGCUAACUGGAGAAGAAGAUUUUGAUAAAAUAUUUGAAAAGGAGAGCCUGUCCGAAGACGUUGAGGAACUUAGCCAGCUACCGAUUGAAUUUCAGCUACUAAACAAGAUACUGCAUACAAUAGAUGAUCCGCCCGAGAUUGAAAUUCUGGAUUUUUAAGUCAAAAAAAUACUGAAGAUGGCAGCACCUGCUGAAGAGGUCUCGGUGAAUGUGAAAGCUACGAGCGCGGGAAAAAAACAUUGUUAACAUUAAAGUUUAUCUCAAAAGCUUCAUAGCUACCAAAUAAAGAAUAUUUUUACUGA